AUGUCUGCGGACGACAAGGACGACCAGGUCAUCAAGCCGCAGGCCUCGGCGGCGGCGGUCGACACCAACGACUGGCCGCUGCUGCUCAAGAACUUUGAGAAGCUGCAAAUCCGCACCGGUCACUUCACGCCCAUCCCCCACGGCAGCGCGCCGCUGCGUCGCGACCUCAAGUCGUACAUCAGCUCCGGUGUCAUCAACCUGGACAAGCCGUCGAAUCCUUCGAGUCACGAAGUCGUUGCCUGGAUCAAGCGCAUUCUCCGUGUCGAGAAGACUGGUCACUCUGGUACCCUUGACCCCAAAGUGACGGGUUGUCUGAUUGUCUGCGUCGACCGCGCCACGCGCCUCGUUAAGUCGCAGCAGGGUGCCGGUAAGGAGUACGUCUGUAUCGCACGCCUGCACGGCAAGGUGGCCGGCGGAGAGCCCGAGGUCGCGCGUGCCCUCGAGACCCUGACCGGUGCCCUGUUCCAGCGCCCGCCGCUGAUUUCCGCCGUCAAGCGCCAGCUCCGUAUCCGCAGUAUCUACGAGUCCAAGGUGAUUGAGUUCGACAACGAGCGCGGGCUGUUCGUCUUCUGGGCGUCCUGCGAAGCCGGCACCUACAUGCGGACGCUCUGCGUGCACCUGGGUCUGCUGCUCGGCGUCGGCGCGCACAUGCAGGAGCUGCGCCGUGUCCGCUCCGGCGCCAUGGACGAGACCAAGAACCUCGUCACGCUCCACGACGUCCUCGACGCCCAGUGGCUCUACGACAACACGCGCGACGAGUCGUACCUGCGGCAGAUCAUCCAGCCCCUCGAGUCGCUCCUCACGUCGUACAAGCGCCUCGUCGUCAAGGACAGCGCCGUCAACGCCGUCUGCUACGGCGCCAAGCUCAUGCUGCCGGGCCUGCUGCGCUACGAGUCGGGCAUCGAGCUGCACGAGGAGGUGGUGCUCAUGACGACCAAGGGCGAGGCCAUUGCCAUUGGCAUUGCGCAGAUGUCGACGGUCGAGAUGAGCACGUGCGACCACGGCGUCGUGGCCAAGGUCAAGCGCUGCAUCAUGGAGCGCGACCUGUACCCGCGCCGCUGGGGCCUCGGCCCCGUCGCCACCGAGAAGAAGAAGCUCAAGGCCGACGGCAAGCUCGACAAGUUUGGCCGCACCAACGAGGCCACCCCGGCCAAGUGGACCGCCGGCUACGUCGACUACAACAAGCCGCUCGAGGACGGCGCUGCGGUCCCGGCCACCCCGGCCAAGGUCGCCGAGGUGAAGGAGGACAAGGAGGACAAGGAGAUGACCACGCCCGCGACGGCCGCCAAGAGCGACGACAAGGACAAGGAGAAGAAGCGCAAGGCCAAGCACGGCGACGAGACGGCCGAGGAGAAGGCCGAGCGCAAGCGGCGCAAGGCCGAGAAGAAGGCCAAGAAGGCCGCAGCCGCCGCGUCCAAGGGCGGCGACGACAGCGACAGCGAGUAA
This is a messenger RNA of Sporothrix schenckii 1099-18, 1446 nucleotides long. Its product is annotated as H/ACA ribonucleoprotein complex subunit 4. Gene Ontology annotation, biological process: snRNA pseudouridine synthesis; rRNA pseudouridine synthesis; box H/ACA sno(s)RNA 3'-end processing. Gene Ontology annotation, molecular function: RNA binding; pseudouridine synthase activity. Bases 1 to 1446 code for a protein of 481 amino acids. NCBI's taxonomy places the organism in Eukaryota, Fungi, Ascomycota, Sordariomycetes, Ophiostomatales, Ophiostomataceae. The transcript is spliced from 5 exons. The record is from RefSeq and is a predicted model, not a curated record. Gene Ontology annotation, cellular component: box H/ACA snoRNP complex.